Messenger RNA from Verruconis gallopava, 1827 nucleotides. RefSeq lists its product as uncharacterized. The record is from RefSeq and is a predicted model, not a curated record. The transcript has 4 exons. Gene Ontology annotation, biological process: positive regulation of transcription by RNA polymerase II. Gene Ontology annotation, cellular component: nucleus. The coding region runs from base 189 to 1748 and encodes 519 amino acids. Gene Ontology annotation, molecular function: zinc ion binding; transcription cis-regulatory region binding; DNA-binding transcription factor activity, RNA polymerase II-specific. Lineage: Eukaryota; Fungi; Ascomycota; Dothideomycetes; Venturiales; Sympoventuriaceae.
GAGCCAAGACCUAGUUUACCUUGCUUCGAACCCAUAUCACAGCAACACCCAAGCGAUUUCCAAGCAGAGCCUUUCGAAGUUUCUCCGACGGCAUGGCUUUAACGGGGCACUUCCCGCAGGCUCGCAGUUUCUUGCCCAUCAAUGCGAAUGUGGCAGCACUGUUCUCACGUCGUCGCUAAGUUUUCUCAAUGGACGAAAGCAGGAAGAUUACAAAUGCUCCACGUGCCAAGACCGGCUGUUGGACUUGCAAAGACCGCAAAGUCGCUUGCGACCGACAGAUCCCUUUCUGCGCCGUCUGCAGCAAAUCAAAGCGGCCAUGCGGUGGCUACGGCAUGCGGCUGUCCUGGCCUCGAGAAAAAGACGCGAAGAGAGCGGUGGUGUAUCAGCCCGCUUUGCCUUCCGGCUUCUGCAAAAGACCUCCUGUUGGACACGUUCAUUACAUCAACGCGUCCAUGCGGGAUGUCAGCUUGUAUGAAGCAGCCUCCCUUGCACCUCACGUUUUGGGACGGCAGAUAAGGGAGAGGGUACGACUAUGCUUGCCGCAUCCAGCGAAGCCAUGGAAGGCGUCGCUUGAGGAACCGUCCGAACAUGACUUGCUUGAGUUUUUCAAGUCGUCCGCUGUGAAUGUUCUUGCCAUGCUCGAUUCGGAUCGCGAGCAGAUUUGCCGGAUCCUUAUGCAGAUGGCGCUCUCGGACAACACUUACGCAUCCAGAGCGGUCCUUAAUUCGAUAUUGGCCGUUGCCGCGCUCCUGAAAGAUGGGCAGAAAGCGCACACGGCUCAGUAUAAACGCGCCGCGCUUGAUGCACUUUUGAUCUCUGCAGGGACGAAUGAGUUCUCCACCCUGCAGGGCAGCAUCAAGCACGUCGCCGCCGGCAUCUUGCUUUGCACGUUUGAGAUGCACCAAGUACACGAAGAGAACUCGCAAUGGAUAGGUCACGUGUGCGGAGCCCAAGGCUUCAUUAGGGUAUUGGAGAGGGUACCUCACAACCCGGGCAGCGACGAGGCCGCUAUAUUGGGAUGGGCGCUUUAUUACGACGUGCUCUGUCGUUUUAGUCUACGGCACUGGUUCAGGAGCGAAGUCUUGCGCGCCGCUGUCGAUCUGGAAACCAGGUCAGAGGACACCGAACAAUGUGCGUUGCAGUACCUCUUGGCUCGUUCGUCGUCGGCCACUACGAUAUCCAACAUCACAGAUUACGCUCACCCCGUGCUUGCUCUGCUUUCCGAGGUCUGCUCCACAAGCCUGGACUCUAGCGAAGCGCGUUACCAUUCCCAGAAGUACCAGGACUACCUCGUCGACCUUCGCAAUAGACUCGUCGAGCUUCCAGCCUCACGUAGAGCCGACGCGACAGCUAAUCAGUCAUCAGCGCCGGCGGUCAUCGAGCUUUUCAAGCUCACGGCGCUCAUCUACCUGGAACGCGUCUCAAAGAACUUUUCUGGCCCGUCAGAGCAGAUUGAAGUGUGGGCCGUGCGCGGCUUCGAGCUUCUCCGUUCCUUGGACGCAUGCACGUGGCCAUUUCCGCUCUUCAUCCUGGCCGGCGAGGCGAGAACGGACGAGCGGAGAAGAGUCAUCCUCGACGUGAUGGCGAGGACGGCUCAGAAACCGCACCUGGCCCAUCUACACGUCACAAAGGUCUUGAUUGAGACAGCCUGGGUGCGCUGCGACCUCGACGUCGACGGCACUCUCAACUACAUUCAAAAGCUGAACAUGGUGAUGAGCUCCAGCGACAUUGUGCCGGCUUUCGUAUGAAGGCAUCGGCCGCGAUUUUUGACCCUGUCGUAUAGGGAACAUAACAAAUUCUAAAACUCGAUCUCUCAACCCUGCCGUG